Achroia grisella is the source of this 3241-nucleotide messenger RNA. RefSeq names its product zinc finger protein 436-like. NCBI's taxonomy places the organism in Eukaryota, Metazoa, Arthropoda, Insecta, Lepidoptera, Pyralidae. Gene Ontology annotation, cellular component: nucleus. The record is from RefSeq and is a predicted model, not a curated record. Gene Ontology annotation, molecular function: DNA-binding transcription factor activity; zinc ion binding; RNA polymerase II cis-regulatory region sequence-specific DNA binding. Gene Ontology annotation, biological process: regulation of transcription by RNA polymerase II. The transcript is spliced from 2 exons. The coding region runs from base 379 to 2115 and encodes 578 amino acids.
UAGAACGGUUUUGGAGCCAAUUUUUAAUUUAAAUAUGAGUUAACUCUGUUAUCUUAACAGUCAUUAAUAUUAAAUUGUAAAAAUUCCGCUUAAAAUUAAUAAAUGACUUUGAAAUAUAAAUCAAUAUGUGUACCUAAUGACGAGGCAAGCCACAACUGGACGUUCCGCUAGCGCAGCCCUGACGGACAUCGCCCCAUUUGCCCCUUGGGUUUGGAUCGAACGAUUGCGUAGUCGCGACUAUAUCUGCAGGCCUUCUUUCUGGCCCUGCGAUUAUUUCAAUUCGGCUAUAUUAGUGUAAAUUCUAAAUUUGAAAUCAGUGUAAGACCAUAAUUUCGACAACAUUGACACUUACAAAAGUUGAUAAAGAAUACGUAUAUAAUGGAAGAUUCCUACAUAAUCGCCAAUUUUCAUAGUUUGUGUCGAUUAUGUCUGAACAAAAGUACGUUUACAACAUCAAUAUACGGAACGUCGCCUGAUGAUGAAAACAAUAUAUCUUUAACCUCAAAAAUAGCUGAAUGUUUCGAACUACAGAUUGAUCCUAAUGAUGGGCUCCCUGGAAGGAUUUGUUACAAAUGUUUAUUCAAAGUGGAAAAAUGUUGUAAAUUUAAGUUGCAGUGCAUACAAAAUGAAAAUAGGCUCAGAGAAAUAACAAACAGAGCAAAUGAUAUGGAUAACUCUAAUUCAUCAGAACAAAGCAGUUACAACUACAGCAGUCAAGAAGUACAGAAACCAAAACCUGAAGAGUAUAUUGUUGAGGAUAGUGUUGUGAUGGUUGUUGAUCCGAGCCUUGAUUAUGACUCUUCUGAGGAAUCUGAGAACAUGGAGCAAGUUGAACAGGAAGUGACUGAGAGGAAUAAUACUCCUGAAGGAGAUCCAAUGCCGGAGUCUUUCUUCAAAAAUGUAUUUAUGUGUCAAUAUUGUGACCAGGCAUUUAUUUCUCAAGAGAAAUGUAAAGAACAUGAACUCAGUUAUCAUGAUCCAAAUUUACCAUACAGGUGUGUUGAGUGUAGUCUUGUGUUUGCAGAACGUAGCCAGUAUGUACAACAUACAAAACAAGUUCAUGGUAAUGAUAAACCAUACCACUGUCCAGAAUGUGAAAAAUCCUUUGGUAGGCGAUCAGAUUUACGAAAACAUUCUAUUGUUCACACAGGUAUUAGGCCUUAUCAGUGUCAAUACUGCUUUAAAAGUUUCUCGCGUAACACUAAUUUGAGUAAACAUCUUCGUAUUCAUUCUGGACAGAAGCCACAUGUCUGCCCUUUGUGUCCUAGAAGCUUUGUUGGUAAAGGAGAUUUGCAGCGCCAUGUACUGGUUCAUUCAGGCAUGAAACCAUAUGCAUGUCCUAAAUGCCCUUUAACAUUUGGACGCAGAGACAAACUCCUCAAACAUCAAGCGAGACAUGGGCCAAUGAGCCCAGAACAGAAAUCCAGUGAAUAUGAUAAUGACCAAGACACACAUGAUAUGGUUGUUAAUGUUAAUCCUUUCAACAACCUUAUGACAUCACCUUCUGAACUUAAUCCUGAAUCUUCAAAUACUGUUUAUGAUUUACCAAGAGUUCCAGACCAUAUUUCUGGAGAAAGUAGUUUUUUAAAUCAAGUCCAGAAGAAUCCCUCCACAUCUUCUAAGCAUGUACAGAAUUCACCUACAAAACAAAAGUCAGCUGUUACAAGUAAAAAUAGACCAAAGAAUAUUAAGUGUCAUCAAUGCCCAAAAAGAUUUUCAUCACUUGAUGCUUACAAAACACAUGUGUCUAUAGCUCAUGUGGGAUCAAGGGUGUUUCAAUGUAAAGUAUGUUUCAAGAAAUUUGCAAGAAAAAGAGAGCUAGAUCGCCAUGCAACAAUACACUCUGGUAUGAAACCAUUUGCCUGCAAUCAAUGUGAUAAGAAGUUUACAAGAAAAGAUAAAUUAGAUAAACAUGUAGAGACUCAUGAAAGCUUGGUUGUGAAUCUGCCUUGUAUAGAAUGUGGUGCCACUUUUGAGAAAAAAGCAGACUUAGUAGCACAUUUGAAGUCACAUUUUUCAGAUAACUUUGAUGACAAGUGUCUGGAGACACAAAUAAAAAAUGAGGAGGAAUCUGAAUUCUCUUUAGGAGAUAACUUCUAUGAUUUAGAAACUUGAAACAUUUGACUAGACAUUGACGAAAUGUCUUAUUGUAACAAUGUAGUUAAAUCAUAUAUAAUAUUCUAAAGAUGAUUAUAGCCAAUGUACUUAAUGUAAAGAGUUUAUAAAAUACAUGGAGUAGCUAUGUUGGAAUAUUAUUAAAAUAAUUAAUCCUUGAUGGGGUAGAACUAAUAUGUUAAUUGUUGAUAUUGUGGUGAUUGUGACACUCACUCAGUUUGCUCAAAUUUUAUGGAGCAUAUAUAAAUCUAAAUAUUUACAGUUUAUUAUUUUAUGCACAAUACUGUGUCUUAGUAUUUAUAAUUAUUUGCACUUUAUAUGGUAAAAAUGUAAGAUUUCUGUUUGUUUCCUCUCAAAUUGGCUUAUUUUAUUUCCAAGGGUAGGUUCAAUAAAGAUGUUUGUUAUACAUAUAGAUAUAAAAUAUAAUAAAGUAGCUAGAAACUAAAUAUAUGGGGGAAUUAAAACCUUAUAUAUUAUAUAAAAUGGUACUGUCUCAGUAGUCAGUAAAUAUAAAAUUAAUAUAUAGGUAUUCCAUUUGAGAGAGAAAUUUAUAAAUACUUAACUAACCUUAACCUGCCCUUGUUAUUGUGCUCCCUCUUAGUAAAUUUAUUAUAGCCUUUGGGGAACUACCAUUUUGAGACUAGUGAAAAUGGCCAGGUUUAAUAUGUAAAUUAGCAACAUCAAUAGUUAAACAAAUUUUAGGUGUUAUUUACUUUCAGAACACCAUAUUAACUGUGGUAUUUGACUAUAAUGUACAACAUAAAUGUGACACUAAUUAUAUAGAUGAAAAUAUGCACAUAAUUUUAAAGAUAUUGUAUUGUAAUUAAAACUAUUAUAUAAUUAUGUGAAGUUUAUUAUUAUUGUAUACAAGUUAUGUUUGUCAUGGUAUAACAAUCACAACUCCAAUAAUAUAAUUAAUAAGCCUAUACUGUUACAGCAUUCACCAAAACUUAAUGGUGAAGUUAAUUGUUGAAAAUAAUUAAGUACUUAACUAUUGUUGUGAUUUUAUUUAAAUAAUAUUUAUUUCACUAAUAAUAAAAUAUAAAAACAGUUUAUUUUAUUACUCAUUCAUAUAUGAUACUAAAUGUAUGUUCUGUUGUAUUAUAUAUUAUAUUGACUUGAAUUU